AUGGAGGCGCCGCCGGGGGCCUCUAUGCCACCGCCGCCGACUGUCAUGGAGGUGGAAGAUCCCUCCCAGCAAUCGACCAAAAAAUCCAAAACAACAAAAAGAUCCUUCGCCGACACUGUUGCGGCUCUCCCACCGGGCAUAGAAGAGGCUCCGACCAUCCAGAAUAUCACUGAUUGGGCCUUUGAAGAUCCCGUGUUAGAAUCAGACUCAGAAAUGGAUGAACACGAAUCGACAGAUGGUUUCCCUUGCGUAAAAAUCUCGAAGGAGCUGCGACGGGAGCUCUGCCUACCAUGGAAGAUGGCUUUGAUCGUGAAAUAUUUAGGAAGGGAUAUUAACUACAACGUGUUGAAGCAGCGUCUUCCAGUUAUCUGGGGCCUUCAAGGGAGGAUGGACUUCAUCGACAUCGGCUAUUGGUUCUUCGUAGCGCGCUUCGGUCCUUCGAUUGAUUACAUGCACGUUCUUCUUGAUGGACCGUGGAAAAUCUUCGAUAACUAUCUGGUGAUCCAACGUUGGCAACCGGAGUUCGAUCCCCUCACGGCAAAGCUCUCCAAAAUGGCGGUUUGGGUCCGUAUCCCAAGGCUUGCGGUUGAGUUCUUCCGGGAGGAUGUGAUCAAAAGCGUCCUGGAGAAUGUGGGCAAACCACUUAAACUCGAUCGUACCACGGUGGGAGUUGAGAGAGGUAGAUUCGCCCGGGCGGCGGUGGAAAUCGAUCUCGACAAACCUCUUGUUACACAUGUUUGGGUUCGCAAUAAGCUUAGAGCCGUGGAGUACGAAGGGCUUCACGUGGUAUGUUUCAACUGUGGAACAGUUGGUCAUAGGGAGCAAGCAUGUCCUCACGCCAUUCCGAUUACCCCUGUUCAUGGUGACACGGUGUGCAAUGAACCGCCAGAAGGUGGGAAGGAUGGCGAUACGGCGCAAACCACGGCAACAACUACCACGGCUCCUACUCCACCGGCGCGAAAAUACGGCUCCUGGAUGCUUGUCACCAGAAAGUCCAUGACUCAGGACCGAAACAAGGAUGCCAGACAGACAUCGCAACAAACUACGAACAGAAACGCCUGGAAAAAUUCCUUCGACAUGCAACAUGCAAACGACGAUGAAGGUGGUGAUUCGAUCCCGAGUUCAGGCAAAGAAAAUGUCAACCAAUCUAGACGUGGUAAAGGUAAGUCCCCAGCCUUGGUAAAUGCUAAUAAUAGCAACGCUAAUAAAUCACCACAGGUUCUAAAACCUCGGAGAGUCCAGGUAAUGAGAAACGACAACGGGCUUACUGCCACUGGUCACACCGCUGAUAAGGCGCCCAGUAGGAGACAUCAACGGUCUAUGACACAAGACAACCGGAACAUGGACCUAACACGCGACCCCAACUCCUCUUCUACUACCAACAUCCGGCAGAAACCGGUGCACCAGAAACAAGGGCUUGCUAAUCUGAAUAUUGUUAGUCACUCGUCCCAGGCCAUUCAUGCUAAGUUGAGCCUGGAUCAACAAGACUGCUAUGUCACUUUCUCCUAUGUCAGACCGAAUCUCCUGGCUAGGAGUAGAUUCUGGGAAGAGUGCAAAGCCUUCAGUGCCUCCGUGGACAAGCCUUGGUUAGUUCUCGGGGACUUUAACAAUAUUGCUUCGGUGGAAGAACAAUGGGGUAGUGAGUCGAUUAACACCCAUAACAUCCAGAGAUUUGUCGAUGCAUUUAACAGUUGUGGCCUUAUGGAUCCAGGAGCCACUGGCCCGAGAUUCACCUGGUACCAUUCAGUGGGCAUUAGAAUUAUUCAAAUGCGGCGUCUUGACAGGACCUUCUGGAACAUCAAUGCACAGGUGGCAUUCCCGGAAGCUAAGAUUGUAAACCUCCCUAGACUCCAUUCGGACCAUAACCCCGUGAUGUUUAUCAGUGAAGCGGGUAUACCUCCGGAACGGCAUCUCCGGCCUAAUCGUUUCGAAGCAGCCUGGUUGUCUAGAGUCGACUAUGGCAACAUUUGGAAGGGGGCAAUGCGGGACGGUAGUAGGGAUUUUGAGGACAUGAUCUCGGAAAUCUCCACUAAAAGUAUGCUUUGGAACAAAAAUGAGGAGGCUCACUGGUUUCAGAAGUCUAAGCAAGAUUGGGUUAGAGAUGGGGACAGAAAUACUCGGUUCUACCACAAUGCGGCCUUGAUCAUGAGAAAUAGAAACCGUAUCAAAUUCCUCAAGCUCCAUGGAAUCUGGACUAAUGACACUACAGCUUUGUCUUUACACAUUACUGACUACUUUGCCUCUUUGUUCUGCAGGAAUCCUAGGACAAAUGACAACCCCAUCCUCCCGACACCUGAGGCAUUCAGAAUCUCUAGUACUCAAGCUUCCUACUUAGGCCGGAGAGCUUCAAGGGAGGAAGUUAAGAAAGCCGUGUUUGGGAUGAAGAAAUACGGGAGCCCUGGUCCGGAUGGAAUCCCAGCUGUCUUCUACCAGCACUUCUGGGAUGAAGUGGGCCCGGCGCUGACCAACUUAGUUAACCAAGCGCUUUAUAGUGGGAUUGUACCUAAUUCCCUACUUAAGGCUUUUAUGACUCUCAUCCCUAAAAAAGAAGUACCCGAGACCGCGGCGGACUUUAGGCCUAUUACCCUCCUCAACGUAGCCUUCAAAGUAAUCUCGAAAGCCAUUGUCAACAGGAUGAGGCCGUUAAUGUGUAAGCUCAUUGGCCCCCACCAGAACAGCUUCCUCCCGGGGCGUUCCAUUCUGGAUAAUGUGAUUUUGACCCAAGAGAUUGUUCACACUAUGCAUAGAAAGCAGGGAUCCAAAGGGCUGAUGGUGAUCAAGGUGGAUCUCCACAAAGCUUAUGAUAGUGUGGAUUGGUCCUUUCUUGAACGUACCCUCGCGGGGUUUAACUUCCCUAGGGGCCUCAUUGAUCUUAUUAUGUAUUCCCUUCGUGAGAGCGACAUCUUUAUCCUUUGGAAUGGGGGUCGCCUUUCCUCCUUUAGGCCAGGCCUGGGCUCCGCCAGGGCGACCCCUUAG
Ipomoea triloba (trilobed morning glory) is the source of this 2976-nucleotide messenger RNA. RefSeq lists its product as uncharacterized. The transcript is spliced from 3 exons. Gene Ontology annotation, molecular function: nucleic acid binding; zinc ion binding. NCBI's taxonomy places the organism in Eukaryota, Viridiplantae, Streptophyta, Magnoliopsida, Solanales, Convolvulaceae. The coding region runs from base 1 to 2976 and encodes 991 amino acids. The record is from RefSeq and is a predicted model, not a curated record.